CUUUCUCUCUCCUCAGACUCAAAAAUUAGUUAGUCUUCUCCGGUUGAAUUUCCGGCCGCCGGAGACUUUCUCUCUCUUUUUCUCCGUUCAGCAAUGCUAUUGUAUAAUAACAAUAUAAUAGGCAUAUCAUCCAUACUUUCAUGGAUUCCAUUAUAUAUCAUUUGAUCUGAAUUUGAAUUCUGAAUUCUGAUUGAUUGUUGAUUGUUGAUUGCUGAUUGCUGAUUGCUGAAUUUGAUUUGAGUAUAUAUAUAGUUAUAGAGACAGUCAAUUGAUGAGAGAAAUGGAAGAGAGACAAAUACUGUUCGAUAAGUAUGAAAUCGGGAAGCUAUUGGGAAAAGGAACGUUUGCGAAGGUUUAUCACGGUCGAGAAAUUCCAACCGGCGAUGGAGUAGCGAUUAAAGUUAUCAACAAGAUGCAGGUGAAGAGUGAAGGUAUGAUGGAGCAGAUUAAGCGAGAGAUCUCAGUUAUGCGACUCGUUAAACAUCCAAACGUAGUUGAAUUGAAGGAAGUUAUGGCGACGAAGACGAAGAUCUUCUUCGUAAUGGAGCACGUCAGAGGCGGCGAACUAUUCUCGAAAGUCGCAAGAGGUAAACUAAGCGAAGAGAAAGCGAGAAAGUAUUUUCAACAAUUGAUUUCCGCAAUCGAUUACUGUCAUAGUCGCGGCGUAUUUCAUCGAGAUCUGAAACCUGAGAAUCUACUUUUAGACGAGAACGAAGAUCUUAAAAUCUCCGAUUUCGGUCUUUCCGCCUUGCCGGAGCAGUUCCGUCACGACGGACUUUUACACACUCAGUGUGGAACGCCGGCAUACGUCGCGCCGGAGGUGUUAAGGAAGAAAGGAUACGACGGAUCUAAGGCGGAUAUUUGGUCAUGCGGCGUCGUUUUAUACGUUUUACUCGCCGGUUUCUUACCUUUUCAAGAUGAGAAUCUAAUGACUAUGUAUAAGAAGGUAUUCAAGGCUGAUUUUCAAAUACCGCCGUGGUUUUCCGUUGAAUCUCGCCGGUUAAUCUCUAAACUUCUGAUGGCUGAUCCUGACCGUCGAAUCUCCAUGCCGGCAAUCAUGCGUGUUCCUUGGUUCAGAAAAGGUUUUUCAAUCCCUCGCGCUUUUUCCUUCAACGGAUUAAACAACAACAACGACGACGAAGAUUCUUCCUCUGUUGCCGGCGGCGGCGAGACUGUAAGUACGAUAAGGAAAUCGGCGUCAACGCCGGCGUUUCUAAACGCGUUUGAGUUGAUAACAUCGAUGUCAUCUGGAUUUGAUUUAUCUGGUUUAUUUGAAGAAGAAGAGAAACGGAAGAGACGGCCGAUGUUUACUUCGAGAUGGUCGGCGGCGAGUAUAUUAUCGACGAUUGAAUCGGCGGCGAAUGGGUUGAGAUUCAGGGUUUCGAAAUCGAAGGAUUUUAAAUUGUGGUUGGAGAAAACAACGGAAGGGAGGAAAGGACGAUUGACGGUUACGGCGGAGGUAUUUGAGGUGGCGCCGGAAUUAGCGGUGGUGGAAUUUUCAAAAUCGGCCGGAGAUACUUUUGAGUUUGUUAAGUUUUGUGAAGAAGAUGUACGGCCGUCGUUGAAAGAGAUUGUUUGGACUUGGCAAGGUGAUGAAGCUGCCGCCGCCCCCGUUGAAAUUGGUGAGGUUGAGAGGGAAUAAUUAUAAUUAUUAUUAUUAUUAUUAAUAAUUAAUUAGUAAACGACUUUGGGACCUUAUGUCAUCUUUUUUAUUUUUAUUUGGUUUGGGAUUUGGUGUUUUUUUUAUUUGUGAUGGUUGUCCAACAAAUUUGUGGGUUUAAUAUGUAAAUUGCGUGUAAACUAACAUUUGACAUCUACCCUUGUUUGAAUUAUAUUUAAAUGCUUUAGAAAAACACUAAAAUAUUUU
Molecule: messenger RNA, 1867 nt
Organism: Impatiens glandulifera
Lineage: Eukaryota; Viridiplantae; Streptophyta; Magnoliopsida; Ericales; Balsaminaceae
Product: CBL-interacting serine/threonine-protein kinase 25-like
Exons: 1
Coding region: 272-1642 (456 amino acids)
Biological process (GO): signal transduction; protein phosphorylation
Molecular function (GO): ATP binding; protein kinase activity
Source: RefSeq, a predicted model, not a curated record